GGCAGCUCCCUCUCUCCGUCCUCAGCGCGGCCCGGCCUCGCCGGCUGGGCUGUGCCGGCCGGCCCGGCCGCCCCUCAAGGGGGGGCUUCCCUCGCCGUUCCGCGGCCUCCCCGCCCCGGCGCCGUGCCGUUGUGAGGUGGUGGUGGCGGGCGGUGGGGGAAGCACCCUCGCCUCGCCCGCCGCCGGGGCAGCGGGAGCCCGCAGGCGCCGGGAACGCCGCACCGGCGCUCGGUAGACGCCGGGGCUGGCACAGGGCGACAGGUUUUUCUCAGAAUUUUCUAGCAAAUUCAUAAAUCCUGAUAAAUACUGAGGGAAGCUGGAGCCCCUGCGCGGCGGAGGAGCGCCCGUAGGAGCGUUUCGGGGGUGCUGCAGGCACUGCCGCCCCGGCGCGGCGGGAGGCUGAGGGGCGGUCGGCACGGCACGGCACGGCUCCGCGCCCGCCCCGGCCUCCCCCUUACCGGCGGGCCUGUCCUCAGAGGGUCUGCGCCCUCAAAAGUACAUCGUCUUCCUCGACGACCAGCGGGUGAGAUGUCGAGCUGUUGCCUAUUUUUAAUGGUCCUGUUAUACUUAGGAUCUCGCCCGUUACCAGUGUCGAACAAUAGCUUGGUGUGGUAUAACAACACUCAAAAUAGGCGAGCAUCCACCUUAGCCGAGAGCUGACACAUCACCUGCCUGUUCCAGCGAUCAUAAGCAAAAAGGCAUGGAGCAGAUGGUAUAAGCAUCUUAAAAACAAACGUGCCCAGCCAGGAAAUGAUUUGGAGGUCGGUGAGCCAUUCAAAGAGGAGAAGGCUGUUGCUAAAUACUUACGUUUCAACUGUCCAACAAAAUCCACCAACAUGAUGGGCCACCGAGUUGAUUAUUUUAUUGCCUCAAAAGCUGUGGAUUGCCUCCUGGAUUCUAAAUGGGCAAAGGCAAAGAAAGGAGAAGAGGCUUUGUUUACAACCCGAGAGUCUGUAGUUGAUUACUGCAACAGACUCCUGAAAAAACAGUUCUUUCAUCGAGCAUUAAAAGUGAUGAAGAUGAAACCUGACAAGGAUACAAAGAAAGAAAAGGAAAAAGGAAAGGCUGAGAUUGGGAAAGAAGAGGAGAAAAAGAGCAAGAAGGAAAGUGGCAAAGAUGACAAAAAUAAGAAGGAGAAAGAAAAGAAGAAGGAUGGUGAAAAAGAGGAGUGUAAGAAAGAUGAGACCCCAGGAACACCCAAGAAAAAGGAAACUAAAAGGAAAUUUAAACUUGAGCCGCAUGAAGACCAAGUUUUCUUGGAUGGCAAUGAGGUGUAUGUGUGGAUCUAUGACCCCGUUCACUUUAAAACUUUUGCCAUGGGACUUGUACUUGUGAUUGCUGUUAUAGCUGCAACCCUGUUCCCGCUCUGGCCAGCGGAAAUGCGUGUUGGUGUUUAUUACCUCAGUGUAGGCGCAGGCUGUUUCGUCGCCAGUAUUCUUCUUCUUGCCGUUGCUCGCUGCAUCCUUUUCCUGAUCAUCUGGCUCAUCACUGGAGGAAGGCAUCACUUCUGGUUCCUGCCAAACCUUACAGCGGAUGUGGGCUUCAUCGACUCCUUCAGGCCUCUGUACACACAUGAAUACAAAGGACCAAAAGCAGACUUAAAGAAAGAGGAAAAAUCAGAAUCCAAAAAGCAGCAAAAAUACGACAGUGAGGAGAAAUCAGACAGUGAGAAGAAGGAAGAAGACGAUGGGAAAACAGAAGGACCGAGGAACUCGGGAACAGACGGCUCUGGAGGAGAGCGGCAUUCAGACACUGACAGUGACAGGCGUGAAGAUGACAGGUCCCAGCACAGUAGUGGAAAUGGAAACGACUUUGAAAUGAUCACAAAAGAGGAACUGGAACAGCAAACAGAUGAAGGGGAUUGUGAAGAGGAGGAAGAGGAGGAAGAGACCGAAAGUAGGCCUUCACAUGAAAAAUCAUAACUCACUGUGGUUUGGGGACUAAGUAUGUGCAAAUGGUUGGAUUUUCUUUGUUGGCUGAUCACCAAAACAUAGACCAUACAGUAGCGUCUUUGUUUGCUGAAAUAUACAUGUUACCAAACAGUUUUAUAUCUAGUUCCUUCAUUUUUUUAACCAUUAACUUGAUUAUUUGGUACUAUGUUAAUCAUUAAUAUCCAUUUACAGAAGUUUUAUCAAUCUGACAAGUUUUCUAUUGAUUGAUAGAUUGCCCAGAUUGUCCUCAAACAUACUGAGAAACACUUUUCUGGUACUUGCAUAACUGGUCGAUUAGUUUAGCUUCUCAAACUUGCUUUUGUAAAACAGGUAAAAGUUGAAUGACCAAAUCUUCGAUUAUUCCUAGCUAUUUGAUCUCUAGUUAGGUAAAGCCCAUCUUAGCCCACAGCUUUCUUGAUAUCCUUCUUGAUUUUGUUUUCAAAAGAUUGUGAGAACUUUCCUGAGAAAACUAGUUUUAGUAGAAGUAUUUGGCUGAAAAUGUAGAAGCUGGUAGUGCUGAAUUCAGCUGCAGUGCUCUCUCUUUCUCCAGACUGCAUGCCAGCAACUGAGGAAAUCCAAACUGGUUUUGUACAUCUGGUUCACAGAAAGAUGUCAUCUCCAGCAGGUGAAGGAACUCUCCAGGUUUGGAGAUCCUGGCUUGUUUUCCUUCUCCUGCUCCAUCAUAAUUAAAAAAUAAAUAAAUGUAUUCUGUACAUAAUUUACAAAUAAAGCAAACCAUUUACUUUAACUGCUACUUAUUAUUUAGAGAUUUGAUCCAGCAUUCAGUUUGUAUUAUUAAAGCCAUUUUGUGGUGUAUCUAUCGGAGAAAUGCAAGUCACGAGGACCUCACAGAAUAUUUGUGUAUGAUUGGUAGCUGUUCCACAAGAGCUUUAGUUUUGUGCCAACAUUCCAUGUAUUUGAGUAUGAGUAAAUUGAUCUUUAUUAAAUGAAAGCAAACAACAUAGCUGUAUGUAUGCCUUAAUGUUAAACUUGCUCUAUUCUGGAACCGGAAUACUUUUUAAACUGAAGAGGCAGCAGAGUAUUCCUCUGUUCAGAAACACAGGUAACUCAAAGCUAAUAUGAAGUGAACAUUAAUAAUUUGUUUAUAAAUA
Strigops habroptila (Kakapo) is the source of this 3043-nucleotide messenger RNA. It is a transcript of the gene SEC62, whose product is annotated as SEC62 homolog, preprotein translocation factor. Gene Ontology annotation, biological process: post-translational protein targeting to membrane, translocation. The transcript is spliced from 8 exons. Lineage: Eukaryota; Metazoa; Chordata; Aves; Psittaciformes; Psittacidae. The record is from RefSeq and is a predicted model, not a curated record. Gene Ontology annotation, cellular component: endoplasmic reticulum; endoplasmic reticulum membrane. The coding region runs from base 837 to 1922 and encodes 361 amino acids.